AUGGCUCCGCUAUUGUUGGUGCUCGUAUAUGGCUUUUGGGGAACCAGUAACAGCAGAUCCGAGGUAGAGCUAUCAUGUCCUCGUAUCCGAUUGGUAUCAGGAGGUGUUAAUCCGGAAGCCGCUACACAAUACUUUGACAGUGACAUUGAAAAAGAACUCGCCCAGCUUGAGAAUCAUAUCAUCAAGUGGGAAGUUGCGCGGUCCAUCUUUUCCUACCCAGUUGAAGAUCAACGCAAGGUGCUCGCCAGUGAUCUUCCAUCCGAUCCAUGCGACUUGAACUUGACCUCGAUUGUGCCGGGAUGCGGGGUAGACUACGACUACGAUACGCAAAUGUCCAGCGUGAUUGAUCAGAUCAAGCAAGAGAUGAAAUCCGAGGAGAAUCCGUCAGACGGGAGCCCAAUCCAGAGACUGGUUCGCUCCGGCGAUGUCCGCUUUGCCAUCGACCUGUCAUUAUCAGAGACUGGUUGGCGAAGCAAAAUGACCAAUGCGCGUCUAGCAACUUCGAACGAACUCUACAAAACGAUUGUUGGAUCCAAUUCCAUCUAA
Messenger RNA from Puccinia graminis f. sp. tritici CRL 75-36-700-3, 546 nucleotides. RefSeq lists its product as uncharacterized. The transcript has a single exon. The record is from RefSeq and is a predicted model, not a curated record. Bases 1 to 546 code for a protein of 181 amino acids. Lineage: Eukaryota; Fungi; Basidiomycota; Pucciniomycetes; Pucciniales; Pucciniaceae.